AUGGACACCCUACCAAUUGUGUGGAGGACAGGUGACCCCGACUUAUACGAGAAAGCUCGUGUUGGUCGAAUCUUCAACCAGCGUCAGCCUAACAGAUAUCCUGACGCUGUCGUUGAAGCCCGUGAGGCAGCCCAUGUGGUCGAGGCGGUCAAACUCGCCAUUGAAAGGAAGUGCCGUAUCGCUGUACGCUCAGGUGGUCACAACUGGUCAGCCUCCAGCGUCAGGGACAAUUCCAUCCUUGUGGAUUUGGGUAACUGUCAUGAAAUGACCCUUGAUCAAGACACCGGCAUCGUUCAGGUCUCGCCAUCGACCACCUCGGCGGAAUUGAACGCAUAUCUACGCCCAUUCGGCCGCAUGUUUGCUGGAGGGCAUUGUCCAGAUGUAGCUGUGGGUGGAUUCUUGUUACUCGGAGGUGUGGGUUGGAAUGCUCGUAACUGGGGCUGUGCUUGUGAACAAGUCCUCGCCAUUGAAGUAGUCACCGCCGAUGGCCGCCUGCUGCGAGCGGAUCCAACUCAAAACACUGACCUCUACUGGGCUGCCAGAGGAUGUGGACCAGGCUUUCCGGGUGUCAUCACAAGGUUUCAUCUUCAGACAAGGCCACUGACCAAGGUAAUGCGGUCGUCUCUGUACGUUUACCCGACUAGUAGAUACCGUUCUGUCUUUGAAUGGGCCCUCGAACUCACACCGACAUUCGACAAUGAGACGGAGAUCGUCAUGAUUUCAACCCAUCCUCCCGGACUUGAUGACCUACAUCUUAUGGUCUUGUUCAUUACCUUCAAAGACAGCGAAGGUUCAGCCAAGGAUGCUCUCCAGCCUGCCGAAGACUCUUUCCCAUCCGAUCCAGUUCUCCACUGGUUCUGCCAGAAAACGGACCUACCGAACGAAUACGCAGGCCAGGACCACGCCAACCCAUCUGGCCAUCGCUACCACUGCGAAAAUGCCUACAUCCGCAACGGCGAAGAUGUUGUUUCUGUACUUGAAAAGGCCAUGACUACCUCACCAUCCAAGGAAACCUACACUUUUUGGAAUCCCAUGUUUCCAUGGAGCCGACGAAGUCUCCCAGACAUGGCCCUCAGUCUACAAGCUGACCACUAUCUUGCCAUGUACACUAUCUGCAAAGACGAGGUUGAUGACGCCAAGUGUAUGAACUGGACGCGCGAUAUUAUCGCCGACGUCAAGAAAUACUCGGUCGGCUCCUACCUCGGCGACAUCGACCUUCAGGUGAGGACCACAAAGUUCUGGGGUGAUGAACAGGCCAGGAGAUUGAUGGAUAUUCGACGUAAAUGGGAUCCUAAUGGCGUUAUUUGUGGUUAUCUCGACGCCGGGGAUAAAUCAGGCGUGGCAGGUCUGGACAACCAGUUGGAUAAUGACAAGGACUGA
Exophiala mesophila is the source of this 1380-nucleotide messenger RNA. RefSeq lists its product as uncharacterized. The record is from RefSeq and is a predicted model, not a curated record. The coding region runs from base 1 to 1380 and encodes 459 amino acids. Gene Ontology annotation, molecular function: oxidoreductase activity; FAD binding. NCBI's taxonomy places the organism in Eukaryota, Fungi, Ascomycota, Eurotiomycetes, Chaetothyriales, Herpotrichiellaceae. The transcript has 3 exons.